CCACUUGACAUGAUGGCUGGCCCUUUCCAGUUUUUUAAGGAUUUUGGGCUCAUCCCCAUCUUCCUCUGUAUCCGAUUUCCUUGCCUUUGCUUCCUUUCAGCUCUUGCCCUUUUAUCAUUUUUUCUUGGGUGAGAAUUCUUGGAAAUGCUAAUGGAAGACCACUCUAAUGAUCGUCUUACUUUUGGGAAGAUGGGAUAUGGAUGCAAGCAUUACAGAAGAAGAUGCAGGAUUAGGGCUCCAUGCUGUAAUGAAGUCUAUGAUUGUCGCCACUGUCACAACGAAGCUGUGAGUACGCUGCGUAACAUUUAUGAUCGGCAUGAGUUAGUCCGGUACGAAGUGAAACAAGUUAUCUGUUCUGUUUGUGACACUGAGCAGCCUGUUGCACGUGUUUGUACAAACUGUGGUGUCAAUAUGGGAGAAUAUUUUUGCGACAUCUGCAAAUUUUACGACGAUGAUAUUGACAAAGGACAGUUUCAUUGUGACGACUGUGGGAUUUGCAGGAUCGGAGGUCGUGAUAACUUCUUUCACUGCAAGAAGUGCGGCUCCUGUUAUUCUGUUAGUUUGCGCGACAAUCACCUGUGCGUGGAGAACUCCAUGAGGCAUCACUGUCCUAUAUGUUAUGAGUAUCUAUUUGACUCCCUGAAAGACACCACUGUCAUGAAAUGUGGACACACCAUGCAUUGUGAAUGUUACCAUGAGCUGAUAAAGCGUGAAAAGUACUGCUGCCCAAUAUGCUCCAGGUCGAUCAUGGACAUGUCGAGAACCUGGAAGAGAAUAGAUGAGGAGAUUGAAGCAACAGUCAUGCCAGAUGAAUAUAGAAACAAGAAGGUUUGGAUUCUUUGCAACGACUGCAAUGAUACUACUGAAGUUUACUUCCACAUAAUCGGUCAGAAGUGCGGCCACUGCGAAUCAUACAACACGCGAACGAUUGCCCCUCCAGUUCUUCCUCAGUAAGCAGUUUUUACAUCAUGGAUCAAAUUAUUUGGGCUGGUGCACCAGAAAGCUGGUGCAACCACCCGGAAACAAGGAAGGGAUCUUUUGUUGCAUUGUGAUCGAUAUCAUUGUUUUUCAUUUUAUACACUCCACAUGAUUGAAAUAUGUAAAAUUUAAAACCAGUGCACUGUGAUUCUUGUGGUGUACAAAUUUUUCUUAGGGAUAUCCUUCUAUAUAUUGGUAUCAAAAGCUUCCUGGCUUGUUCAUUC
Messenger RNA from Sesamum indicum (sesame), 1202 nucleotides. RefSeq names its product CHY-type/CTCHY-type/RING-type Zinc finger protein. The record is from RefSeq and is a predicted model, not a curated record. Gene Ontology annotation, biological process: protein ubiquitination; ubiquitin-dependent protein catabolic process. Gene Ontology annotation, cellular component: nucleus. Lineage: Eukaryota; Viridiplantae; Streptophyta; Magnoliopsida; Lamiales; Pedaliaceae. Gene Ontology annotation, molecular function: zinc ion binding; ubiquitin protein ligase activity.